AUGACUCGGCCACGCCCAGACAGGCCUUACGAAGGCACAGUAACAAUUCACACAGAGCUCAGUCCCAUGGCCGCAGCAAUAUAUGAUGCCGGGAGAUCUUCAGAGGAAGAAGUUAUCCUAACGCGAAUGAUUGAAAAGAUUAUUCGAAGGAGUGAGGCCGUUGACAGAGAAGCUUUGUGUAUUCUCGCCGGACAGCAGGUGUGGGCGUUACGCCUUACUAUUCAUGUGCUCUCGGAUGAGGGGAAUAUGCUAGACUGCGCUUGCCUCGCAGCUGUCACGGCCUUAAGACAUUUUAGACGACCUGAUGUAGAAGUAGUUGGAGACGAAGUCAUCAUUCACGAUCCCGAAGAGAGAGCACCCGUGCCCCUAUCUCUUCAUCAUACCCCAUAUUGUGUAUCGUUUGCAUUCCUUGAUGAAGACCUUCCGGUAUUAGAUCCAAAUCACCUCGAAACGCAAAUAUCACUAUCAUCGUUGAGCCUCGCUCUCACUCCUGCAAGAGAGUUGUGUACAGUUCAAAAAGCUGGAGGAUUAGCCCUUGACGCUGACGAAAUGCUUCGUUUGGUCGAUAUCGCUGCAGGUCGAGCAAAAGAGCUAAACUCUCUAGUUGAAAAAAGAUUAAAAGAGGACUUAGCCAUGCGUGUAAUUGAGAUCCGAUAA
Molecule: messenger RNA, 657 nt
Organism: Rhizoctonia solani
Lineage: Eukaryota; Fungi; Basidiomycota; Agaricomycetes; Cantharellales; Ceratobasidiaceae
Product: exosome complex exonuclease RRP45
Exons: 7
Coding region: 1-657 (218 amino acids)
Biological process (GO): nuclear polyadenylation-dependent rRNA catabolic process; TRAMP-dependent tRNA surveillance pathway; nuclear polyadenylation-dependent mRNA catabolic process
Cellular component (GO): nuclear exosome (RNase complex); cytoplasmic exosome (RNase complex)
Source: RefSeq, a predicted model, not a curated record